UAAAGAGAAUCCUCCAAGGUGAAGUUCUAGUUUAACGAAUCAUGGGCGCAGGAAUAUUCCAAACUCUUCCUUGGAAAAUUAUUGUUGAAUGUUUCAGUCUUGUGCACCUUAUUUCAUCAUGAGUGUCUCACAUUUGUAGGUUUUUGACAGGAACAUAAAAGUAGUUGCCCCAGGAGAUGUGGGCGCUAAUGCAAGGGAUAGGACAAGUCCAGAAGAUGGAGUUAAUGGCCAUCAGAAGAUGGUUUCGAUUCUCUUGUGAAUAUUCUUGGUUUGAAGAGGUACUUGCGAUCUUAUUUGUUAUUAACAUUUAGAAAUUUUCGUUAGAAAGAUGACGUGACUUGCAUUAGGAAGUAGUGAAUAAUCACUGAAAAUGAUCUCUUGCUUCCAUUUCUUGACUUUGUAAAAACCUUGUUCUUUUUCCCCGGCUUGACUGAAUCAAUGGAUAACAAUAUACUCGAUAGAAGUUUCCUGCUUGUUGGAACCUUGUGUACUGUUUUCCCCUGGCUAUCUAUCAAGUUCAGGUUUCUAUUGUAACAUUGAUGCACAUUCCAUUAGUUUGUGUUGUUCUUUAUUAGUGUUACUGUCUGUCAUUAUUAAUAAAACAGUUAGGAUUUCUCUUUUAUCCUGCUACGUGGAAAUGACAUCUUCUACCCUAAACCACGCUUUACACUUGAUCAAUUCAGCAGUUCAAUUUUUUUCGAUAAUGUUGAUUUUUUCCAAUGUUUGGUUUUUUUUCUUGCACAAUAUAUAUGUCAUUUGCGUUGGGAAUUAUAAAUGUCUCUUUCAGUAUGAUAGGAGAACAAAUUCCGACACCAUCUAGCCCUAGAGAUGGGGAAGAUAUCUCCAUCACGCAAGGGCACCCGAAGGUAUGUUUUAGGUGCUGUGGAGACUUUUCUAAAAGCAUUCCCUGCUGCUGGGAUUUUUAGAGAAACUAUCACAAAGGUUAAUGUAACAGCAGUCUCCGAAUCAAUACAAAGCCCGAACUCACAUGACUUGCAGAUUUAUGGAAUUGUUGUGACGAUCCUUCUUUGCUUCAUUGUGUUUUGCGGCAAUCGGGUUGCACCUGCUUUCCUCGUACCCGUUUUGCUCUCUAUCUUCUGCAUAUUCAUCGGGAUAUUUUUGGCAAAGACAGAUGACCCUGACAUUUUAAAGAUAACUGGGGCUCUGCUUAUCAAAUGACAAAUGAUGCGGGAAUUCCUGAUUUAACUGGAGGCACGUACUGGAGUUUCAAUGAGCUGGUGGGUCUAUUUUUCCCUGCUGUAACAGGA
Messenger RNA from Camelina sativa (false flax), 1268 nucleotides. NCBI's taxonomy places the organism in Eukaryota, Viridiplantae, Streptophyta, Magnoliopsida, Brassicales, Brassicaceae. The record is from RefSeq and is a predicted model, not a curated record.